AUGAAUCUACAAGAAGUGGAAGCAUCAUAUAAUGAAAUAACCUCGUCAGCAUUGAAACUUAUCAUGGAGAUUUCAAUCAAUAAACUGAAGAAUUUUCAAAGUACUUUACAACCAUCGACAGGACCACUUAUAAGAUCAAUAGAGAAUAAAAAUAAUUCAUUAAUGGAUAAAUCCAAUGGAUCAAAUACAAUUGAUUCAUCUCAACAUAUCUCUUUCAAAAAAACAUCUAAUAGUUUUUCACCAAGUAAUCGGUUAUACAGGAUAAUGGUAAUUUUAAAAAUUGCUAAAAAAGCAAGAUCUGUAUUAUUAAACCGAGAAGCACUUAAUAUACCACAAGCGGAUAAUAAAUCAACUGAUGUACAAAAGAUUUCCUCUUCCGAAAACGACUCAAACAAUCAUUCAUAUAACACACAACAAUGUGAUCCUGUGAAACAACCUGGAACACCUAAUAUGAGUUCAAUUCAAACAAAAAGGCAUUCAGAAUUACGAGUUUUACAUCCAAACAAGCAAAAUGAACAAGUGUAUCAAUGUGUCUAUGAUUCUGUUCCAAAUAACUCUUCAGUAUGCACUAGCAAUAAAAGAGCACUUGAUUCUAAUCCAUCUACUUCGAUACCUGAAAAACGUGCAUUUUUAAAUUUUCAAAGUGAAAAUCCUAUGAAAUGUGAUAAAUCAUCACAUCAAGAUACAUUAAAUGUAAUGUAUAGUUUAACUACUCCAUACAAUACAGGGAAUAUUGAAAAUAGUCUAAUUAAACCAAAAUUUAACCAACAUAACGAUAACGAUGAUGAAUAUGACGAUCCUAAUGAUAAUGAUGUCAUUAUGUAUUCAAAAUCUUAUCCCUUGUGCAAAUGUCGAUUAUCAAUCCAAAAUUCUAAAGUAUGUGGUUUAGGAAAUGGUUUAAUCGCAUCAAAUGAAGUAUUAUCAUCAAGUACUUCUCUUCAACAAAUGAAUCAUUCAAUGGAUUAUGAAGAAAUUAGUAAUGAUUAUGGACGAGAUAUGUGUAUAUGUCUUUCUAAUUCACCAAAUUCACGACCAUUGAUUACUGGAAUAAUAUGA
This is a messenger RNA of Schistosoma margrebowiei, 1056 nucleotides long. The record is from the annotation of a GenBank genome assembly. NCBI's taxonomy places the organism in Eukaryota, Metazoa, Platyhelminthes, Trematoda, Strigeidida, Schistosomatidae.